This is a messenger RNA of Corylus avellana, 809 nucleotides long. RefSeq lists its product as uncharacterized. Gene Ontology annotation, cellular component: mitochondrion. The record is from RefSeq and is a predicted model, not a curated record. Gene Ontology annotation, molecular function: structural constituent of ribosome. NCBI's taxonomy places the organism in Eukaryota, Viridiplantae, Streptophyta, Magnoliopsida, Fagales, Betulaceae.
AGUCGCUCAAAGCGCAACAAAAGAAGCCAUAGCCGUUUCACUGAGAGGAGAGAAACAAAGCGAAACCCAGAAAUGGCGACCGCUCUGGCAAGCAGAGCUGCGAGCGAUCGAACGCAAAGCCUCUUGAAGCUCUCGUUCAACUUCCUCAGAAGCUUCAGCGCUGCUUCUCCUUCCCCUUCUCCUUCUGCGCAAAACCCUAACGCUUCUUCUUCGACGGCCUCGAAGAAGCCCAAGCGAAAGAAGAAGAAGAACCUUUUCGAGUUGGCUCAGUUCUUGCCCAACUGGGGAAUCGGGUACCACAUGGCGAAGACUCAUUGGACUGGUGUCUCGUACCAGAUCACCAAGAUCAAUCUCUACAAGGAUGGUAAGCAUGGCAAGGCAUGGGGAAUCGUUCAUAAGGACGGCUUGCAAGCUGCUGAUGCACCAAAGAAAAUAAGUGGAGUUCACAAGCGUUGUUGGAGAUACAUUCCAAACUUAUCAAAAUCAAUAGAAAGUGCACCCAACUUGACUAAAUCUACGGAAACUGUCCCAAAAGAAGAAGUUCAAGUAUCUUGAUACUUAUCGAUUAGUUAUAGGUAUUGGUUACCUGACCUUUUAUACUCUGAUCUCCUUUUUUGGCUGAUCUGAAGUGUUUUAGAGUUUUCCUCCAUCGGCAUAGUUGUCUUUCGAUGUAGUUUAUUUUCGAGUCGGUUCUUUCUGGAUGUAUUUGAUGCUCUUUGUAGCAUCUUUGUGCGUUGGAAGCAAACAGACUUUCGGCAUUGCAAAUGGAAAUAUGUUGUCAUAAAUGAAAAGAUUGAGCAUGAUGGAUU